CCAGGCCUCCUCGGCUCGCUCGUCCUUUAUGGAAAGCGGGGAAAACCCGGCGGGUUUACCCCUGCGGCGUUUUCCGGGCGCUGGGAGCAAAGCCGUGCCGUGCCGAGGACUGCCCGUCAGCCAGCGCGCUCCGUGCCGGCCCACGGAGAGCAGCGGCGCCGCCUGCCCCGGGAAAUAACCUGCCUGGCCACCUCCUCACUCCUCUUUUCCUUUCUUGUUUCUCUUCCUUGCGAACCAGCUGGCGGAGCAUCGCCAAGUCGCCGCAGGAAUUCACCAGGACGGUGCUUCACGCCGAUCGCAGGGAUCGCUGGUGCAUCAGGCGGAGCACAGGAGGGAGCCAUGGUGUGCAUUCCCUGCAUCGUGAUCCCUGUUCUGCUCUGGGUCUACAAGAAGUUUGUGGAGCCCUACAUCUACCCCAUGAUCGCCCCCUUCAUCAAGCGCAUCUGGCCCAAGAAGGCCGUGCAGGAGCCACCAGGCACCAAGCAGGGGCCAGGAGGCAGCACCGGGGACCCUCGGGGACCUGCAGCCGCCAGAAGAGACCCGGAGGAUGGAUCUGGAAGCCAUAAGUCUGAAAGCAAUGGCAUUGCAAAUGGAAGUGCUGCAAAGAGAUCCACCGCAGUAUAUGACAAGAAAAUGGCUUAAAGGAGUUAAUUCCUAAGGAUUUUAUUCCCUCAUGUACAGUAUGAACUGCUGAUAUUCCUCUCAAUUUGAGACUUUUUUCUUUGCACAUUUUAGCUGAAUAAAAAACUUAAUUGCUUGCAGGACAGAGUCUCUUUUGCCACUGAAAUGGCAGCUGGCGCAUUUGUUUAUGUAAAAUGUCUGAAAGCUGAUGUUCUCGGAUUUUUCUCGCUGGAACUACUUUUCAUCUGCCAUCUGUUUGGUGUGAUUAGACUUUAGGUUAAAUAAUGUAAGAAAAAAAUCUGUCUAUGGAAGGUAAAUGUAUCUUAGCAUCUUGAUGUCACUAAAUGCUAGUGCAGUACUUGAGGCUUUCCUCUUAAAGGCUUUAUCUGUUCUUGGUGAAGAACUGUGGACUGCAUUGUGACAAAAAAAAGCUCAUAAAUUAUUGAUGAAGAAUUAAUUUUUUUCAUGUCAAAUCUGUGGAUCAGCUAAAGGAGUUAUGCUACAUACAAAAUUUACUUAGCUUACUAAAAGCAGAAAGUCUUGAUGUGAUACUUCCCUUAAUUAUUUUCCUUGAAAUAUUAUGCCUUUUUUUCUCCUGAGGCAUGAUGCAAGAGAAUGUUGCUUUAUGUGCUGUUGUAGUGAUUUAUAAUGGCGCAGUUCUUGCUUUUAAAAAAAAAAUACCUAACAUCCAACUAAAACCUCUUUAUCAUGCUUGUGGAAUUUUCAUUAUAAUAAACCAGGAUUUUACUUAAAAAUAA
This is a messenger RNA of Vidua macroura (Pin-tailed whydah), 1379 nucleotides long. RefSeq names its product chromosome Z C18orf32 homolog (gene CZH18orf32). The transcript is spliced from 3 exons. Lineage: Eukaryota; Metazoa; Chordata; Aves; Passeriformes; Viduidae. Bases 340 to 642 code for a protein of 100 amino acids. The record is from RefSeq and is a predicted model, not a curated record. Gene Ontology annotation, biological process: positive regulation of canonical NF-kappaB signal transduction.